Rangifer tarandus platyrhynchus (Svalbard reindeer) is the source of this 519-nucleotide messenger RNA. NCBI's taxonomy places the organism in Eukaryota, Metazoa, Chordata, Mammalia, Artiodactyla, Cervidae. The record is from the annotation of a GenBank genome assembly.
AUGUUUUUUCCAAAAGUGCAUCUCCAGAAUGAGAUGCCUGUGACGCAUGCACAGCCACAGGGAAGGCCUGGUGUGUUGUCCUCUGGGCAGUCCAGGGAGGACUCCAUGACCUUGGGGAGUCUGCGGGGAGUCAGUCCCACUGGGCCCCAAGGGGCGGCUCUGAUUCAUCAGAGGGUUCGUCCAGUGGCCCCUCAUCUCAGGCAUUGGUGGCCAUCAUCCUGCCACCAGCCCCUCCACACACCAGUACUUUCUGAAGCCUUUCCCACUUCCCCAGGAAAGUGGCAGUUUGACUCAUCUUGUUUCCCCACUUGGGUGUUGUCCUAUCUGCCUCCAUCGCUCCUGAGCGCACACGACUGUGUCUGGUCCACUCCUGCCAUCUUUCAUAGUCCAAUGCUGAAAGCAGACUGGCUGCAACCAUCUUUUAAGUCUCUUUUUAAGGUAAACUUUUUAUGGACAGAAAUGUUCCCAAACCACAUGUACAAAGCUGGAUUAAUCCAUGAAAUACACACACCUGUAUAA